Molecule: messenger RNA, 1136 nt
Organism: Coregonus clupeaformis (lake whitefish)
Lineage: Eukaryota; Metazoa; Chordata; Actinopteri; Salmoniformes; Salmonidae
Gene: styxl1
Product: serine/threonine/tyrosine interacting-like 1
Exons: 9
Coding region: 149-1063 (304 amino acids)
Biological process (GO): positive regulation of intrinsic apoptotic signaling pathway; negative regulation of cytoplasmic stress granule assembly; protein dephosphorylation
Cellular component (GO): mitochondrion
Molecular function (GO): protein phosphatase inhibitor activity; pseudophosphatase activity; protein tyrosine/serine/threonine phosphatase activity
Source: RefSeq, a predicted model, not a curated record
ACCUAGACAAACCUUUCCUUCAUAGUACAUGUGUGUUUAGCUCAGAGAUGUUUUAGAAAUGUUGUCGCAAAGUGCCUUUGGUUAGUUAAUUUGAGUGGAAAAAGUCAUUUUGUCAUUUUCAUCUUAACAAGUUGUCAGGCUUCCUACAAUGGCUGGAACAACCUUUUGUGAGGCGUCUGAGCUUUACAACAUUCUCAAUCAGUACACUCGCCUGUCCAGACUGUCAGAGUUCAACUUCCUCUGUUUGAUUGAUGCUCGUGCUAAAGGACAGUACAAUGCCAGCCAUAUCAUUACUGCCAGGAAUGCAAAAUGGGACUCUAAAGGCAAACUCAUUAUGCCUGUAGGAGUGGAGGUGGAGAGUAUGAGGUAUAUUGUGGUUUAUGACAGCAGCACCAGUUCUUUACAAGGUUCAGGUGAGGCUAUUGAAUGCGCUGAGGCCCUGACAAAAUCAAGCCGCUAUCCUGUCCAGAUUCUGAAAGGAGGCUAUCAGAGGUUCUCAGCCUUUUAUCCUUUCUUUAGGACACAAAAAAUCCUUUACACCAUAAAGGAAUUGGAGAGCUUGAGGCCUUAUCCAGUGGAGCUCUUGCCAGGUCAACUCUACUUGGGCGAUUACAAGCAGGCCAUCAAUCCCCAUGUCCUAAAAGACCUGAACAUGAGCACCCUUGUCAAUGUCUCUGAAGACAGUAGUCACAUGUUUGAAAAAGGAAACCACACCAUCCUUCACAUCAAUGUGGCAGAUUCAGUGGAGGCGGAUCUGUACUCCAGUUUUGAGAGGAUUUGUGUUUUUAUUGACUCUCGUCUCAACACUGGAUCUGCAGUUUUGAUCUUUUCAAGUCAUGGAAUAAGCCGCUGUAGUGCUGCGGCCAUUGCUUUUCUUUUGCACCACUUGAAAUAUACACUGGGGGAGGUCUGGGAGCAUGUCCUGCAAUGUAAAACCAACAUGAGGCCAAACCGAGGGUUUGUACAACAGCUGUCCGACUGGGAGCUGCACACACUGGGUAGAAGAAUGACUGAUAUUGCAGAGCCCGCUAUUGAGAAGAUGGUUAAUAGAUCAUUUAAAUGAGUCCAGCAGAGCCCUGUAAUUCACUGGGGCAAUAUUUACCCAAUGCAAAUAAAAAAGACAUGGAUAUUUUUGU